AUGGCUCCCAACUCCGCAGUUGCGUCAGCAGCGCUCACGACGGACGACGGACGGUGUGUGAACUGUACCAGCAUUGACUUCUUCCUCAUUUUCGGCCAUCAGGCUGAAUGCCAUUCAAUCCCGCCCACCGCGAUCAGAGAUGCAAUUGGAAAUGAGCACCACUGCCCUAUAUGCCGACUGCUCGUCUCGACUGGCAAGAAAAUCAUCGGGCGGCCGUUCUAUGUUACUGACCGCGAUGGGAUCCAAAUGCAAUUCUUUUCGAACGAAAGUGGAAGGAGCCUGUCAGGGAUGUGCUUGGGACUAUCGUCGCUGGGGGCGGGUCACUGUCCGUCAGGAUCUGGCCUCCGCCGUCACCGUUCGACACAGCUGCAAGAAUUGAAUUCUAUCUCUGUCCCAUGUGGCUGGACGAAGACCAAGGAUGGCAUUCGGUCUCUGCCCGUUUCGUGCUUGAGAUUCAGAUCGACCUUAGCCUUUGCCUUCGUUGGCUGGCAGAUUGUGAGGAUCGAAACGCUUUGUCUGACGCUGGAUAAUGUAGAGAUGCUUGGAUGCCCUGGCGUUCUCGACCAGCAUGCUCUGACCAAUGCGCGAACGAUUUCAGAUGCUAUGAUGGUCGUAUCAAAAAUGGGAGAGAGAUAUCUGUGGGUUGAUCGACUGUGCAUUGUUCAAGACUCGCCUACCAAAGCAGCACAGCUACAAGCCAUGGAUGUCAUCUACGGCGCGGCUUUGCUUACGCUGGUUGCAGCAGACGGCCCAGAUGCAAAUGCCGGGCUACGUGGCAUCACACCCGGAUCAAGAUCUCUCCCUCAGCUCACAGACGUGGUUGGUGAAGAUCUGGCAUUGACGGUCUCUUGCUCAGCCCCAACCGACCUCAGGCAAUCUGCCUGGAGCUCACGCGGAUGGACGUGCCAAGAGCAGCUCCUCUCUCGCAAGUUUUUGAUAUUCUCAGAAGGCCAAGUGAUGUGGCAGUGUGGAUCUUGUUUCCUUUGCGAAGACACAGAAGCCGCCAACAAGGCUGGCUCACUGACCCGUCUCGAUCAGGUGCAGAUUGAUACCGGUGUCACGUACGCAACCCACGCAGUCACCCAUUUUACUCAACCUACGCACCUCUAUCGGCCAAAGAUCUUUUCACAGUACUCUUCCAUCGUUCGUGGCUUCACCAAACGCCAGCUCACCUAUCAGGAUGAUCUCUUGCCUGCAUUUCAGGGGUUCGGCAGCAUCCUCGAGCGCAGCUUCAACUGCAACUUCAUCGCAGGCCUCCCAGAAGCGUAUCUAGACCAGGCACUGCUCUGGCUACCCGGGGUCAUGCAAAAGCGAAGAAUCACCUCAUCGAACGACUGCCCGAGCUGGUCAUGGGCUGGAUGGAUCGGCCACUCUCGAUACGACGAUACCGAAGACGAUAAUCGAGAAAGAGUCGUGCCCGUGACCAGAUGGCGCAUCCUGGAGCGCAACGGCACCGGCAUCGGAAUUCAAGAAGCCUGUCUCGGCCUGUCACGAACACGGAACACAUUUCUCUGGGUCCCUCUCUUCGAGCUCCUAGCAGGCCGCCUCAACUCAACUCCAACCCUCCACCACUCCCUCAACCCCGGCCUCUACCUCCAAUUCUGGACCUCCUGCGCCUUCUUCCGCAUCACCAUCCGCACCAGCCCACCGGACCAAAACCACACAUCCACGAACCCCGCCUUCCGUGCCCUCAUCAACUCCGCGUCCUCUCGGUCGGGUGCCUAUGCCGGCCACCUGACCUUGAACGGACGUGGGCCUACAUAUCUCGUCCCUGAACGGCACGAGUUCGUGGUGGUAUCGGAGGCGCAGCUGACGGGGUACGAUGCGGUGAGUUCGAGAUAUAGGGCUAGUGAGAAGUGUGAUAUGUGGAAUGUCUUGCUGGUGGAGUGGGAUGAGAGGAGGGAGGUGGCGUAUAGAGUGGGUGUUGGGAGGGUGUUGAAGAGGGCUUGGAAUGCGGCGAAGCCUUCUGUCAAGUUUAUUAAUCUUGGUUAA
Molecule: messenger RNA, 1992 nt
Organism: Zasmidium cellare ATCC 36951
Lineage: Eukaryota; Fungi; Ascomycota; Dothideomycetes; Mycosphaerellales; Mycosphaerellaceae
Exons: 2
Coding region: 1-1992 (663 amino acids)
Source: RefSeq, a predicted model, not a curated record